Messenger RNA from Amborella trichopoda, 1194 nucleotides. It is a transcript of the gene BHLH093, whose product is annotated as beta HLH protein 93. Gene Ontology annotation, biological process: regulation of DNA-templated transcription. Gene Ontology annotation, molecular function: DNA-binding transcription factor activity; sequence-specific DNA binding; protein dimerization activity. Gene Ontology annotation, cellular component: nucleus. Lineage: Eukaryota; Viridiplantae; Streptophyta; Magnoliopsida; Amborellales; Amborellaceae. The record is from RefSeq and is a predicted model, not a curated record.
AUGCUGUUUUAUAUUUGCCAAAAGCGUUCUUAUUAAUAUGUGACGAAAGCGACUGAUCAUGCACCACAAACCCCUUAUUAUCAAGUUAAAAGGCUCAUCUCUUCUUCUAUGAAAUAAACCACACUCCAUUAAUGGAGCUUCAUCAUCCAAUCCAAGAAGACAAUGCCUUUCAGGAAGAGUUUCUGGCCCUAAGGAGGGAGGUCUGGGAUAUAUUCCCCCCAGAAAAUGAUGGGAUUUUCUCUCUUUUUGAGAACCCAAUUGUCUCUCCGCCACCGAUCCCCCAAGAAAAUGGAGGAUUUUUCCCGAUCGAUGAUGAUCUUGCCAUGGGGUUGAUACAGCAAGAUUAUGUCUUUGACACUGGAAUUCAAGUUCCAUCCACUAUUUCUUUCCCGGAAAAUCCAAUGACUCAUGCUUUCGGGGUUGUAAAUGAGCAGAAAUUAGGUGAGGUGCCAGAACUUGUUGCUGGUCCAGUGAGAGGGGUGGGUGGAGAGAAGAAAUGUGCUUCGAAGAAUUUGAUGGCAGAGAGGAGGAGGAGGAAGCGGUUGAACGAUCGGCUCUCCAUGCUCCGAUCAGUGGUUCCGAAGAUUAGUAAGAUGGAUAGAACUUCAAUACUUGGUGACACCAUAGAGUACACUAGAGAGUUGCUUGGAAGGUUGAAAUCCCUUCAAGAAGAAGUUGAUGUCAAUGGCCUGAACCUCUUAACCAUCUUCCACCAGCUUCAACACAACAAUGCAGAAGAGAAACGCAGCACCCCCAAGUUUGAUGUUGAGAAGAGAGGGAGUGUCACAAGGAUAGAGGUAUGCUGUGGAGGAAAGCCAGGAUUGCUUCACUCAACUCUCAACACCAUGGAAGCCCUAGGCCUUGAAAUUCAGCAAUGUGUGAUGAGCUGCUUUGGGGAUUUUGUUAUGCAGGCACUGUGCUUGGAGGAGGUGGAGCGCAGGAGGAUAAAGCCAGAAGAGAUCAAGAAUGCAUUGCUAACAAGUGCUGGUUAUGGAGCGAAAUGUGAUCAAAAUUGAUGGGGAGAGCUUUAGAGUGUUGUGUAGGGGAAUGUGAGAGGGUCUUUGUGUGGUAUUAGUUUCACAAUAAGGUUCCCACCAUUGUAGGAGUGUUGACAUGAUGGAUUUCACAUGUGUUUAUUUCCUGUUUUUUCCGCAUUAAAUAAAAUAAACAUUAUGUGUGUUGACCCACCGAAAA